UGGCGAGCCCGGGCGGAACGUUUGUGAGACGGAACACAAGUGUUGGAGCGUGGCUGGCGGAGGGGGCGGGCGCACCGCUGGAACCAUCAGGGAGCCAUGUUGGCGGCCACGGCCCGGGCGGGCCGGCUCUUCUGUGGAGCUUUGACGGCACCCGAUGGAGCCCAGCUAAGUUCAUGGCUGCCCCAGAUGGCUCCAUUCCGAGGAAGUCACUGGCAGACUUCAGUGCUGGCCUUCAGGGCAUCUCUCCCAAUGAGAGCACAACCAAAGAAGAAGAAGAAGGUGGAUGUAAAGAGAGAGCAGGCACAGAAGGAUCGUAUGAAAAAGAAGAUUAAGAAGCUGGAAAAAGCAGCUGCAGAAAUGAUUCCAAUUGAAGAUUUUGUAACACCAUUUAAGUACUCAGAUGGCAGCAGGGUGCGGAGUCUUCCCCCCCUGUCAUUUGAAGAGACAGAAAGAAGAGUUCUACUUCUGAAAAAGUGGUCUGUGUUUAAGCAGAAACAAGACAAGGCAGAGAAGCAAGCGAUUCAGACUCUUGUGGAAGCUCAGCAAGAGGCACUAAAGGAAUUGCGCCUUGAAUCGGAGGAACUGUAUCAGGCAGCAAUCAAACGAGACGAGCAGCUUUUUCCCUUUGAGAGAGAUGGACCCAGUUACACCCCCCCACUGCCUGGCUAUGAUCCUCCUGAAGGAAAAUGCAUUGAUAUCACCAAAGUGUAUACACAGUGAAGGAGGAGCUUGUUCAGUGUAUGGCAUGAGCUACUCAGCCAACCGAAGAAGA
Messenger RNA from Dryobates pubescens (Downy woodpecker), 772 nucleotides. It is a transcript of the gene MRPL40, whose product is annotated as mitochondrial ribosomal protein L40. Gene Ontology annotation, cellular component: mitochondrial large ribosomal subunit; mitochondrial ribosome. The record is from RefSeq and is a predicted model, not a curated record. The transcript has 4 exons. Lineage: Eukaryota; Metazoa; Chordata; Aves; Piciformes; Picidae. Bases 97 to 720 code for a protein of 207 amino acids.